Messenger RNA from Zophobas morio, 1546 nucleotides. RefSeq lists its product as uncharacterized. The coding region runs from base 106 to 1491 and encodes 461 amino acids. The transcript is spliced from 7 exons. The record is from RefSeq and is a predicted model, not a curated record. NCBI's taxonomy places the organism in Eukaryota, Metazoa, Arthropoda, Insecta, Coleoptera, Tenebrionidae.
UCCGCGAAGUGUCAGUAUUUUUUCGACGUUUUUUUCUAGUUUAAUAAAUGAAUCAGUGCACAGUAAUACUUCGCCCCAGCACUUGAACCGUCCUAAGUUUCGACGAUGUCUUACGGUUAUGUCUCUCAAUAUGUGACAGAAGAGCAAGAACUCUCCGAGAGCGACUGUCCGUCAGACGUUCACGUGCACGUUGCGUCGGACCUCACGGAACUCUACCGGAGGAAACAUCAAGCCGUCAGCCAAACCCGGAACCCGGCAGGAACUUAUUAUCACCCUCACAUACCAGCCUACUACGAGCAGCACGGUCGCGUGCAGUCCUGCAGCUGCACUCCCCCAGACGCCCGAUUCUGCUACUACAAAGCCGUUUCGUCCAAUCAAGACUCCUUCCGAGCCCCGAACUUGCGACCCGUCGAGGCAAAAACCCCCACAGCUAGCGCUAAAAAGUACCCCAUCACGGCCAGAACGCCAAGAUAUUACCGCUGCCCUCCCGCCCAACUAUGUAAGCGUCCUUCAACCCUUUGUCUUCCGGUGACGUGCCAGCCCGACCCAGCAGUAGCCCAUCGCCCACGGAAAGCUUCAACGGAAAUUCAACAUUAUCGCGGUCAAGAAGCUUCCUACGCAAUUAACGAUUACGUCAUGAGAACAACAGCAGUCAAAAGAACCGACACCCGACCCGUGGAUUCCGAAGGCGACGUAAACACGAAGCUCAACGACCUGGAGAACUUCCUCACCAAGUUCAACGACGACGACGACGACGAGACCGAGCAAGUCGAGAUAUCCGGAGUGAGCGACCUGGCGAAAAUCCUAAAACCGAAAGUCCCCGCGUCUGUGAAGGCUAAGCAAGAUAAAGUAUUAAAAUUAAGGGCGGUGAAAACGAAUUUGACCGAAACAGUUGCGGCGACGAGCGAGAAAGUCAACAAAUUGGAGGUGACGCAGGCGCCGGAAGAGCCGUUCGAACUACUUUUGCAACGGAUUGAUAGAGCGGGGACUCAGGCGGUUGAAGAGGGACACAAAUCGACAACCGAAAAGACAAAGGUGCCUCAAAUGAGGUCGGAAUUUACGAGUAGGCAAAAACAAGCGCUGUUCUUAGAUCAAAAGCCACCUUUAGAUGAUACGUCGGCUUUGGAACUUCACAAGUCUAAGAGCUACAUCGUUAGUUUAAUUGAUAAAGCGUUGAGCAAGGAGCUGGGGACAGUUCCGGGAGAUAAAACGCAAGAGUUUUUGAAUAUGAGUCCCAAGAAAGCAGUCGAUUUGGUUAAUCGGCACCCGUUUCCGCAAGAUUAUGAGAAAGUGGUGGGUUUGGAAGGAGCACCAGAGAGUUCGUCGAAGAAAGAGGACCAGUGCGCCUGCAAAAGUGAGGAACCCAUGUAUUUGAAACAGCUAAAGCAGCUGCGAUGGAGCCAUUUGCGCCACAUCCAGCGAGAAGCGAAAAGAUUAGCAGAUUUGGAGAGAUUCCUGGAUUCCUUCAGCGAAGCUGAUAGUCCGCCGUAAUACUUUACGAACAUUUUAUUUUACAAAAUUUAUACAAUAAAACUAUAAAAACACA